Messenger RNA from Triplophysa rosa, 1094 nucleotides. It is a transcript of the gene carhsp1, whose product is annotated as calcium regulated heat stable protein 1. The coding region runs from base 171 to 656 and encodes 161 amino acids. Gene Ontology annotation, molecular function: mRNA 3'-UTR binding. The record is from RefSeq and is a predicted model, not a curated record. Lineage: Eukaryota; Metazoa; Chordata; Actinopteri; Cypriniformes; Nemacheilidae. Gene Ontology annotation, cellular component: cytoplasm. The transcript has 4 exons. Gene Ontology annotation, biological process: regulation of mRNA stability.
UCACACUGUGUGAGGUAACUAGAGAGGGAACCAGCAAACGCCUAACAACAAGUUUUCUACUGUGGCUGUUUUUUGAAUGGCUGUUGUUUUUAAACAAUAGAUCUUGACAUCUGCGUUUUUCUCCUGCACGUUUGCCAGCGUGGUCUCUGAGAUAACACAUCAGCAUCAGCAUGUCUUCAGAGGCAUCGUCUCCUGUGAAGGCAUCUCAGUCCAGCACUCCUCCUCUGUCCCCGCUGUCACCGGUCUCUCCGGUGUCCCCCAGCAAUCUGCGUCUGCCCGCCAGAUGCCACAGAGACCGCUCGCCCUCCCCCAUGAGGAGCUACCUGAUCCCCAGCCCCUUGCCCACCCGCCGCAAUCGUACCUGCUCGGCUGCAGCGCGUGCAGCUGAGGGGCCGGUUUUUACAGGGGUCUGCAAGUGCUUUUCACGUUCCAAAGGACACGGCUUUAUUAUACCAUCAGACGGAGCCAAAGACAUCUUUGUGCACAUAUCUGACAUCGAGGGUGAAUAUGUACCAGUGGAAGGAGAUGAAGUGAGCUAUAAGAUCUGCUCUAUUCCACCUAAACAUGAGAAGAUCCAGGCUGUGGAGGUGACCAUUACUCAUUUAGCACCAGGCACGAAGCAUGAGACUUGGUCGGGAACUGUGGUCCAAUCAUGAGGAGCAAUGAUAUGGAUAGUUCUCUAAAUCUGUACUGUCAUGUUGAAAUGGAUGUUAUGUUUUUGAGGUGUGGGGGAACAGUAAUGAAUGCCUUUAACUGCGGUGUAAGAUGAUAUCGCUUCACUCUUAAGAAAAUUAUCAAAGAUUUAUUUGAUAUGUGUUUGGUAUGGUUUUUGGGGGGGACUUAGUGAGGGGGAUUUGUUUGUAACAAUGAUCUUUUUUUUAUUGCGGCAUAAACACCAGUCAGCUAUGCUUACAUUAACCAUCUGUGAUUUCAUUCUUUAGUUGUCUUGUGAAUAUUAGGAUUUUCAAAACACUGCACACUCUUGACAGGAAGCCUUAACUCAUACAAACAGCAUAGAUAAAAAGUCUUUGAUAUAUUUUUGAAAAAUAAAGAGUUCUAUGUCUGCAUAUUGUGAAAAUAAAUCGUUUGACCAU